CGGAAAUGGAAGGCACGUCGGCGGUCAGGUGACUUUAAUGUUGACAAAGCAGCUGUGAGCAGGAAGCGGCGAAUGUUUUUUUUGUUUUUGUUAAAGGUAUUUGCUAAUUAAAUCCCAUUUAAGAUGUUAGACACACCGAAUGUGUAGUUGACUUACCGUCGUGUUUGCGUUCAUCCGUGGAAGGACACUUGACGGAAAGUAGUCCACGUGUGAGAGGUUCAAAACAACAUGGAAGAGCAGGACGAGCGCAGGCGGCUGCUGGAGGCUGAACAAGUUGACCCCACGGGACUCAUGUCCGAGCAGGACGCUUAUCUCAGCAAAGUGAGGAACAGGAAGUUGUACCUGGCCACCUUUGUGUCCGUGCUGGGUCCCAUGAGCUUUGGCUUCGUGCUGGGCUACAGCUCGCCCGCCAUCCCGGAGCUCAGCAGGAGCUCGGACCCCCGGCUGCGGCUGGACGAGGUGCAGGCGUCCUGGUUCGGGUCCAUCGUGACGUUGGGAGCGGCGGCGGGCGGCCUGCUGGGCGGCUGGAUGGUGGAGAAGGCGGGCAGGAAGCUGACGCUCAUGUUCUGCUCGCUGCCCUUCGUCUUCGGCUUCACCGUCGUCAUCGCCGCGCAGAACAUCUGGAUGCUCUACGUCGGCAGGGCGCUGACCGGCCUCGCCAGCGGCGUCACCUCGCUCGUCGUGCCGCUGUACAUUUCCGAGAUGGCUCACGAGCGCGUGCGAGGUACGCUGGGCUCGUGCGUGCAGCUCAUGGUGGUGCUCGGCAUCAUGGGAGUCUACCUGGCAGGUCUUUUCAUGGACUGGCGCUGGCUGGCGAUCUGCAGCUCCAUCCCACCCACGCUGCUGAUGGUGUGCAUGUGCUUCAUGCCGGAGACGCCGCGCUUCCUGCUCUCCCACGGCAAGCGGCGCGAGGCUGAGGAGGCCCUGCGCUUCCUGCGGGGGCCCCAGGCCCCCGUGGAGUGGGAGUGCGCCCGCAUCGAAGACGCGUGCGACGAGCAGGGCUCCACUUUCCAGUUGUCGGACCUGAAGGAUGCGGGCGUGUACAAGCCGCUGGUGAUCGGCGUCUUGCUGAUGGUUUUCCAGCAGAUGACGGGCAUCAACGCCAUCAUGUUCUACGCCGAGGACAUCUUCGAACGGGCACACUUCAAGGAGAGCGACCUGGCCUCAGUCAUCGUGGGCCUGAUCCAGGUGGUCUUCACGGGCGUGGCGGCGCUGGUCAUGGACAAGGCCGGGAGAAAAGUCCUCCUCGUGGUCUCAGGUGUCGCCAUGGCGAUCAGCACCGCGGGCCUGGGGGUUUAUUUCCACCUGACGUCCGGACCUUCUCCGGUGGGGGCGCCGCAAGCCGACCUGGCCUGGCUGGCCCUCGCCAGCAUAUCCGUCUUCAUCACAGGCUUCGCUCUGGGCUGGGGUCCCAUCCCGUGGUUGGUCAUGUCGGAGAUCUUCCCCCUCAAAGUCAGAGGCUUCGCCAGCGCCGUCUGCGUGCUCACCAACUGGGGGAUGGCCUUCGUCGUCACCAAGAGCUUCCAGGACAUGAUGACCCUCCUCACGAGCGCUGGAACCUUCUGGCUCUUCUCCUCCAUGUGCGUCCUCAACCUGGUAUUCACCGUGACCUUGGUCCCCGAGACCAAAGGCAAGACGUUGGAGCAGAUCGAGGCGUCUUUCAGGGGCACGUCGGGCCCAUGAGGGUCCAGCCUGGUCCACGCUGCUCAUCUCAGGAAUUAAGUCCCCGGGACUCUGUAAGCUCUUUUAUCUCAAACCUUCUCUUGGCUCCUCCCCCAGAAGCUGCACGAGUGCUGGCUUGGGCAGGAGUGUCGAGGUUCACAUGGUGUCAAUGUAGGAGAGAAAUAAGCUUUUUUUGUUUAGGAAAUAUGACCAUAAAAGUAUUUAUUACA
Molecule: messenger RNA, 1892 nt
Organism: Entelurus aequoreus (snake pipefish)
Lineage: Eukaryota; Metazoa; Chordata; Actinopteri; Syngnathiformes; Syngnathidae
Gene: slc2a8
Product: solute carrier family 2 member 8
Exons: 10
Coding region: 229-1683 (484 amino acids)
Biological process (GO): transmembrane transport
Cellular component (GO): membrane
Molecular function (GO): transmembrane transporter activity
Source: RefSeq, a predicted model, not a curated record